Torulaspora globosa is the source of this 699-nucleotide messenger RNA. RefSeq names its product Rrg7p (gene RRG7). Gene Ontology annotation, cellular component: mitochondrion. Lineage: Eukaryota; Fungi; Ascomycota; Saccharomycetes; Saccharomycetales; Saccharomycetaceae. Bases 1 to 699 code for a protein of 232 amino acids. The record is from RefSeq and is a predicted model, not a curated record. The transcript has a single exon.
AUGCUGAACCGACUUAGAUGCCUUCCCGGCCGCAGGUGGAAAUCAAAUAGCACCAUCAAGAGGUUUAUCGACGAGAACCGGGCAAUUGCCAACACAACGGUCUUCCAGGGCACGCUUUAUGAACACACCGUUAUGAGAGAACUACAGGGCAAGCUGGCUAUGACCAGUCUGCAGAAGACUGGCGGCGCCAACGACCGUGGCGUCGACAUAAGAGGCUCCUGGGACGUUGCCAAGGUAUUCCAUACAAUGAACCCCAUCCUGAAGCUGGACCAGACCGAGGUGCCAGCAAGAUGCAAAUUGAACGGUGUCACCUUCAAGCCCUUCAGACACAAGCUACCGAGGGAAACGCAGCUGAAAGUGCUGGUACAAUGCAAAGCGUUCACGAGCUCCAAGGUGGCACCGAAAGAGUUCCGUGAGCUUUUGGGCACGUUUGCCUCGCUAGUGUCGGGCCCGCAGCGCAACAAGACAGCGAUCAUGAUGUGCUCGCCAAACAUGCUGACCAAGGAUGGACUCAGCCUCAUCAACAGCGUGCCAAUGCCACUGAUAUAUCUGAGAAUUGAAAUGCUACGGCUAAAAGGAGCCGACUACGAUAUUGCCGACUCCGGGCGACUGUUGAACUACUACGAGAACGAAUACGCCGCACAAUUCCUACAAGGAAUGGGCAUCAAGGAGUGGCUCAAGCUAUCGAUGUUUAAGUAG